This is a messenger RNA of Quercus robur (English oak), 1504 nucleotides long. RefSeq names its product probable protein disulfide-isomerase A6. The transcript is spliced from 11 exons. Gene Ontology annotation, molecular function: protein disulfide isomerase activity. The record is from RefSeq and is a predicted model, not a curated record. Gene Ontology annotation, cellular component: endoplasmic reticulum. Gene Ontology annotation, biological process: protein folding. NCBI's taxonomy places the organism in Eukaryota, Viridiplantae, Streptophyta, Magnoliopsida, Fagales, Fagaceae. The coding region runs from base 80 to 1162 and encodes 360 amino acids.
CUCCAUUUCUAGUUGGUUUUGACAUUGAGCUAAAAGAAAAGCGAAAACAGAGAGACAGAGAGAGGGAAAAGGAGCAAAUAUGGGAAAGCUUGUUCAGAUCUGUGUAGGCUUGGCCUUUUUAGCUUUAUCACUAUCAUCCAUAGCGGUAGCAGACGACGUCGUUGUGCUCACCGAAGAAAACUUCGAGAAAGAGGUCGGUCAAGACAGAGCAGCUCUCGUCGAAUUCUACGCUCCUUGGUGUGGACAUUGUAAAAAGCUUGCUCCAGAGUAUGAGAAGCUUGGCGCAACCUUUAAAAAGGCCAAGUCUGUUUUGAUCGCAAAGGUGGACUGUGAUGACCAAAAGAGCUUGUGCAGCAAAUACGACGUUUCUGGGUAUCCUACACUUAAAUGGUUUCCUAAAGGAUCUUUGGAACCCAAAAAGUAUGAAGGACCACGUACUACAGAAGCCCUUGCUGAGUUUGUGAAUACUGAAGGAGGGACUAACGUGAAGAUAGCUGCAAUUCCAUCCAAUGUAGUGGUGCUCACAUCUGAUAAUUUUGGUGAGGUUGUUUUGGAUGAAACCAAAGAUGUUUUGGUUGAGUUCUAUGCACCGUGGUGUGGUCAUUGCAAGAACCUUGCUCCUACCUAUGAAAAGGUAGCCACUGCAUUUAAACUUGAGGAAGAUGUGGUGAUUGCUAAUGUAGAUGCUGACAAAUACAAGGAUCUAGGGGAAAAGUAUGGUGUAAGUGGGUUUCCAACGUUGAAAUUCUUCCCAAAGGGCAACAAAGCUGGUGAAGAAUAUGAGGGUGGCAGAGAUUUAGAAGACUUUGUGGCUUUCAUCAAUGAAAAGAGUGGCACCAGCCGUGAUGCAAAGGGACAGCUUACUUCAAAGGCUGGUAUAGUUGAGAGUUUAGAUGCCUUGGUGAAGGAGUUUAUAGCUGCUAGUAAUGAAGAGAAGAAAGCAGUCUUUGCUCGGAUACAAGAGGAAGCUGAGAAGCUCACAGGUUCCAGUGCAAGGUAUGGAAAGAUUUACUCGAAAGCUGCUAAAAGUUGUUUGGAGAAAGGUGCUGAUUAUGCUAAGAAUGAAAUCGAGCGGAUCCAUCGCAUACUUGACAAGUCAAUCAGCCCAGCCAAGGCAGACGAGUUCACCCUGAAGAAGAAUGUUCUAUCAUCAUUUGCUUGAUCUCCAGUAGCCUAGUCUUGCCCUCAUCUGGCAUUGGGUUGAAGUUCUCUAAAGCGGUUUUCCCACCACCACCCGCAGCAUGAUAUUAACUUAAAUUUGAUCUGAUCUGGGCAUCUUGAUGGUUACAAUUGUAGGCGUUGAUGGUAAUCAAGCACACAUGCUGUAGCCAAGAACUGCUUUUAGAUCCACUUUAGCUAACUGGGGGUGAUUUACUAAAAGAAACGGCAUUCCUUUACUAUCGUGUUUUGUAUUCAUGAUAAUAGAACUUUAGAUUGGAGUUGAAGUUAGAGUUUGUUACCAGCUAAUAUUUCUUUCUAUGAUAUGCCUUGAACUUUCACUUCA